Molecule: messenger RNA, 1166 nt
Organism: Aricia agestis (brown argus)
Lineage: Eukaryota; Metazoa; Arthropoda; Insecta; Lepidoptera; Lycaenidae
Exons: 8
Coding region: 1-1026 (341 amino acids)
Source: RefSeq, a predicted model, not a curated record
AUGGAGCUCAGAAGACGAAGCGGCGCCUCAUCAGUAACAUACUGGAUUUUUCUGUUACAAAUGCUGUGCUGCGCGCGGCGGGGCGCGGGUCACGGGCGGCUGAUGGACCCGCCCGCCCGCAACUCCAUGUGGCGCUUCGGCUACCCCAACCCCGUCAACUACAACGACAAUGAGCUCUUCUGCGGCGGAUAUGCCGUCCAGUGGGAGCAGAACGGCGGUCGUUGCGGCGUGUGCGGCGACGCGGACCACCUCAACUCGCCGCGGCCGCACGAGGCCGGCGGCAUGUACGGCAAGGGCAUCAUCACGAGGCACUACAGUGUGGGGCAGGAAAUAGAGGUUGAGAUUGAGCUAACGGCGAACCAUCUGGGCACGUUCGUGAUGAAGAUGUGCCCUAACAACAAUCCGAAACAGGAGGCCACACAGGAAUGUUUCGACAGAUACCCACUGUACAUAUCCGGGACCAGGGAGGAUAGGUUCCUCAUUCCGCUGGACACGGCAAAGAAGGAUACCUUUAGGUACCGGGUGCGACUACCGCCCUACGUCACCUGUACGCAGUGCGUGCUGCAGUGGACUUAUUAUACAGGUAACAUGUGGGGUAUCUGCCCUAACGGCACCGAGGCCGUGGGCUGCGGGCGCUCGGAGACGUUCCGCAAUUGCGCAGACAUCAGCGUCGUCACCAACACCGGCGGUCUACCACCGGCCUUCGCCAGCGACUUCCGCCGAGACAACCCCUUCCUGCUGUAUUACAGAGACGCCUUCAUGCCGCAGAAUGUGUAUCCGCUUGUUAUCAGGGACCAAGUGUGCUUGCCUUCUGAAGGGUACGCGCGUAUCCCGGGCAUGCUGAACUGGUGCCAGACCAACUGCCUGCGGUACCCGCCGCACUGUCCCGAAUCUCUUUGCAACUGUCCCUCGAUCUGCGAAGCUAUCGGCGAGCUGGAAGGAAAAGAAGGUGCUGACGUGUACUGCAUGGACCAGUGUAUAGUGUACCCGCCGCGCUGCCCGAAAAACAGAUGCCGUUGCUACUAAGCACGUACCUGUAAAAAAAUAGAAAAUACUUUUUUUUAGUCUCAAAAUUUUGUACUGCACUGGCUGUACCUAUACUCUGCGAAUGUUGAAUUAUUUGUACCUAGUAUUUUGUAAAUAAUAUUUUGAUACUCCCAACCUCA